Molecule: messenger RNA, 1188 nt
Organism: Daucus carota subsp. sativus
Lineage: Eukaryota; Viridiplantae; Streptophyta; Magnoliopsida; Apiales; Apiaceae
Exons: 2
Source: RefSeq, a predicted model, not a curated record
AUGCCAACAAAGCUUUCUGUUGCAGUGGGAGAUGAACCCCAAAAGAUGGUUCCUAAAGAAAAGAAGGACUAUACUCCAGAGGACAUCUCAUCAAUUAGUAAGGAUGCAAAGGUGAAGCAUCUGUUGCAUAGUGCUCUAGACAAUGCCAUGUCUAACAGGGUAAUUGGAUGCAAAACUGCAAAGGAGAUAUGGGAUGCUUUGGAAACAAUUGACAAAACUUUAUUCUAUCUCAACCAUGGUAAUGAUCUGCUUUUAGUUCAAGUUUAUGUAGAUGAUAUCAUUUUUGGAUCUACUAAUCCUAAACUCUGUGAGAGAUUCUCAAAGCUAAUGCAGUCCAGAUAUCAGAUGAGCAUGAUGGGAGAAAUGAGCUAUUUUCUGGGACUUCAAGUCAAACAAACUGAUGAGGGUAUUUUCAUUAAUCAGUCUAAAUAUACCAGGAACCUGCUAAAGAAAUUUGGCAUGCAGGAUAGCUCAGCUGCUACCACUCCAAUGGCAACUGCCACUAAGUUAGAUAAAAAUACUGGUUCACCAGUAGAAAUUACUAACUACAGAGGUAUGAUAGGCUCACUACUAUAUCUGACUGCUAGUAGACCUGAUAUCAUGUUUGCAACCUGUCUCUGUGCAAGAUUUCAAGCAGAUCCAAGAGAACCACACCUUGUAGCAGUCAAAAGGAUUUUCAAAUAUCUCAAAGGAACAGUUGAGAUGGGACUCUGGUAUCCCAGAGAAUCAGACUUUACACUGAUUGGUUACUCUGAUGCAGAUUUUGCAGGAUGCAAAAUAGACAGAAAAAGUACAAGUGGAAGUUGUCAAUUUCUAGGAGGAAGAUUAGUUUCUUGGUUCAGUAAGAAACAAAAAUCUAUCUCCACAUCCACUGCAGAAGCAGAGUAUAUUGCUGCAGGAAGCUGCUGUGCUCAGAUUUUAUGGAUGAAGAAUCAAUUACUGGACUAUGGGUUAACUUUGAAUCAAAUUCCUAUUUAUUGUGAUAACCAAAGUGCUAUUGCUAUGACAGGAAAUCCAGUACAGCAUUCCAUGACCAAGCAUAUCAGCAUAAGAUAUCAUUUUAUCAGAGAGCAUGUGAUGGAAGGGACAGUAGAACUUCAUUUUGUCCCAACAGAUCAGCAGUUGGCAGAUAUCUUCACCAAACCUCUGGCUGAAGCAACAUUUACAAAGCUUGUAAACGAAUUAGGG